AUGAGGCACAAAGUAGUAUUUCAAGAUGACGGUGGUCAUCUUCUUUUGGAGUAUUACUUUUUACAGCCCGCAUUUUGUCAGGCUCAAUACCAAAUAUGUGUCUCUUUGUUUGGCUAUACUCUGUCUGAUAUAUCAAGAAUGUAUCUCUAUUCAAAGACUACUGGUAUUGUCUUGAUAAUUCUGAAGAACAUGUUUAUAUCAAUUUUAUGUCAAGUCUUCUCCGCCUUCAUUCCCGCUAUUAAACGAGCAAGAAGUAUUAGCGAUUAUAAUAGUAAUAGUAUCAAAACUGUCGCGAAAUUAGGAUUUUUAUCUAGAAAAGAUUUUCCUAUCAAAUAA
Messenger RNA from Phycomyces blakesleeanus NRRL 1555(-), 336 nucleotides. RefSeq lists its product as hypothetical. Lineage: Eukaryota; Fungi; Mucoromycota; Mucoromycetes; Mucorales; Phycomycetaceae. The coding region runs from base 1 to 336 and encodes 111 amino acids. The transcript is spliced from 5 exons. The record is from RefSeq and is a predicted model, not a curated record.